AUGGAGUCAAUAUCUGGGCUCAGAAAUGUCUUGCUCGCUACCCUUGGCUCGCAAAACUACGGCGAGCAGGAGCUCUUUGAUGCCUUGCUAGUGAGCAAGGCGCGUCUGUUGGAACUCUUUGAGGUUGGACCCAGCAACCCUCAGGAACAAAAGGACCUUCAGAGCGGAAAGAUAUCCGUCGGUGGGCGCUCACUUGCAGUCAAUGCCGACUUUGCGCAGCAAGCCAUCUUUCUUGCACAACAACUUCAAUGUUCAGAAAACUACGUCGCCAGCAUACUGCACACUAUAAUGUCCGAUAACCCGAACACGAGCCCUGAACAAUGCAUGGAGGCUGCAGUCGCCGAGUUUCAUCAACGUAGGCGACACUUAGCAGACUGCUUGAGGUAUCUUUUCGAGGCGGCCGAGCUCGCCGAAAUACAGGACGCGCCCCGGUUAUACAUGCGCAUCAACGCGUUCGUACAACAAGAGCUCAUACCGCCAGCAAAGGUCGGAGCAGGAGAUGCGUCCUUAGCUUACAGGAUAUUCAGCCAAGUGGACGCGCUUGGAGGUGUUCUAGCGCACGCACAGACAGCGAAGCAGAGUGCUGUUAGCAACACCGUGGCCCCAAAGCAAGGUGCCAUCCCCACUCUUGGCUACGAUAUUCUCAACGCGCGCUAUGAUUCACUGAAAUACGAGAGAAGAGUCCUCGCCACUGUGUACUUCCAAAUUGCUCGUCUUGGCUACCUGUCGCCCACCGACCUGCAGAAGUCUGUUGACUGGUUAUCCACAAAUCCAUACGACCCCAUGACCUUCCACAUCCUAUCCUCUGUCCUCGCCUUAUUCGAUUCGGUUGACCCAGACUCUAUUGGGGGUAAGGUUCGACACGAUCUUGCUACGAACAAGACCGUCCUCGCAUAUAUGAAGAACAAACUUGCCAUCAAUACAGAAUGGAGGGAUUCUGGUCUUAAGGCAGUCCUCCUCCUCAGAUGGACGCUGUUCCUCACCGAAACUCGCCAUCGCGAUAAUUCACUGGAGUCGAGGGACGGAUUUAAGACAGAAGAAUUAGAGACCCAGAUAUGGAAUGCAGUGCAGAGUGGUGCUUUCACCUUCCUCGCGUCGUCACUUUUGCUUUUGCAGCGCCGCACAAGGGGCACGUCGCCAACCUCCUUUGCCACAACCCUUCAAAGCUCGUCGGAGCAAGACCAGCAACGUGAAAUACCGACAGACGAGUUUAAGCUCGCGGUGCUGAAGGUCUUUGAGGGCCUGGUUCGCACGUUGAUCAUGUAUGCAUCUUCCGAGUUGCGCAAGAUCAAACAGCGGCAAGAAGACAUUGUCCUUGCCAGCGCUCGGACAGACCGGUCGCGCAUGUUCCGAUCCACACUCCCCUCUUCUGAGUCAGAAUCCACUAAUGCUCCUCGGAACGACAUCGCCGUCCUCUAUUCCUUCAUUGGUCUCCUUUACACGUCGCUUCCUCCCGAGCGGGCCUUACAAUUCUGGGGUGCUAAGCCUCACGACGUUCAAGGCUUGUCAUGGAUGGAAUACACAGAGAUAUCAGCUGGGAAGCUUCCUGCUUUUCUUCAAUGGGCGGUGUGGUCAACUCAAGCUCGCGACGUCGACAUGACUAUGUCAUUGUACGACAUGCUUGCUGGACUUGCGAAGGGACAGCAAUGCAGCGAACUUGCGUACAACUUCCUAGCAAGAGGCGGCAGCGAGGUUAUCCCAGGCAGCAACCUUCCGUCAGCGGGGUCGUCACGCUUCAACGCCGGUCCUACUGUAUCUUGGACGAUGAUAUUCUCUUUGCUCCAAUCGUGGGCGGCUGCAGGUACCCAGCCUCGGCCUGGCCACUCAGCUGCACAACCUAUGGGUACUUCUACUGGGUUUAGCCUGUCCCAUGCACCUGCGCCGUCGCAGGCCGCCCAGCCCCAACAGGUCGAUAUUGGUCCCAAAGAUGUCCUUCUUGCACAGUCCUUCCUCCGCCUCGUGUCCACAGUUGUGGCCGACUCUAUCGCUGUGCGCCUUGCUAUCACUAGCAACGCAUCCUUCCGUGUAGUGCCUACCCUUGUCUCUCUCAUCCCCUUGGUUAUCCCGCUGGAGCUGAAGGGCGCUGUAUUUGAGACGCUGGCCGCAAUGUGCGAGCCCGGCGCUGGCGCAGCAGGCGUUGAGGUCUGUAAGACGGUGUGGAAUCUCAUGGAGCGUCUGGAAGUCAUCAACGUGCGCGCAGUAAAAGCAGGAUCAAACAUUCUAGCGUCAGCCAAGGGUGUCGAAGCAGAACUGGAGGAGGUUGAGUCGGUAUACAAGCUCUACCCUGCUACUAUUCCCUUCUUGAAACUGCUCAGUACGCUCAUUCACACGCCUAAGCGGAUCGCCCUCAAGGACCGCGUUGCCGACACGGAGCCACUCAACACGAUACCGGAAACCCUAGGCCAGUCGUAUCGUCUACCUGGUAUCGGACCGUACGUUUCGUUUGUCGUCGACAAUGUCUUCGCUGGCAUCCCGCGCAGGGAAUAUGCGAGCCCUUCAGACCGGUGGCAGAUGAACGACUUGUGCCUGUGCUUCAUCGAGCGUGUACUAGCAAGCUACGAGCUUGAGGCGCUUGUGGUAUCUGGCGAUGACUCUCAGCUGAACAAGGACAACGUCAUGCGGUUAUUUGUCCAUCCUGGCUUCGACAUCAUGAAACGUAUCCUGUCAGGUACCUCAUUGCAAGCCAAUAUCCUGUCCUAUCUAGUCGAUGGUGUGGAAGGCUUUGAAAAAGAAUUCGCGGACGAAGAGCCCCACUUCAAGAGCACAAUUGUCCGCGUACUUCGCAUCGUGCAGCGCGUUAUUGAUAUUCAGGACAUAUACUUGGACGUGCUAAUCCCUGUCCUUGGUGAACUGAACGGGUCGCAGCUUCUUGGAGAUCUGCCUUCGCGGUCGUACUUCACGCGACUAGACCGUGCUCUGUCCUAUGGACCCCAAGUCAUCCCUGCCAUCGCCUCCUAUACGGUUUACGCGGCGCAUCCGGAGGUCGUCCUUCUCGCGAUCAAGAUUAUCACGCAGCUAGCUUCUUCUACCAUCCCGGGUUUCUCAUCAAGCUUGCUCACGCUGAUCGAGCGCAGCCCAGACUCAGAGCGUAUCCUAAGCGGAUUCCGUGAGAGGCUUGAUGUGGAGGCGUCAGACGACGUUGAUGCAGCGGAGGCGCACGCGGACGAGGUCACUGGCGCUGGAGCUCCCGACAGGGAAGGAUCAGGAUCAGAAGCAUUGGACCAGGCUAUUCGACUGGCGGUGCUGGAGCUACUCAAUCGCUCGACGGAGCCUGAACAGCAGUACCCGAACUUUGGCCACUUCCUUCUCUUCGGUGGAUCUGACAGCGGACACCAGAUCCAAGACCCGCAUGCAAUGGGGGCUCAGCGUACCUGCGUGCAUGUCUUGUUGGAGUUGCUGAACACAGGUGUUCCGCGCUUGCAGGGGAAGGGUAGGUCUCGAGAGUAUCAGUGGAGCAAUGGGACACCACUCAUGGUAGCCCUGCCGGCACUGGCGGAGCGAUGUUACCGAGUUAUACACCAUUUGUGCACUCACCCUCGCACCUCUGAUUCUACGAUGCGCUACUUGCGGACCCGGGAGGACUUCUUCGUUAGGCAUUUGGCGACUCUCCCAACCCAGGUGCCCGAGACAGAUCUGGAGCCAACUAUUCAGGUUAUGUACCAGGAUGGGUCUCGCGUCACUACAAAUGUGCCGACGUUGCGCUGGUUCUUGGCUCUUCGGUCGAGGAUUCUGGAUCUAGUUGCCCUUGACUUGCAUAUUCUGACGAACAAGAACCACCACAAGGGUGUUCUCGACAUUCUACAGAUCCUCUUUGGAAACGAGGUGGCAUACGAUGAGGAGACGAACGGCUGGGAUGUGGACGUGUUCCAGCCAUUCGAGGGAAUGGGACAAAGUUACUUGAAGAUCAUCGACCUCGUUCAGUCACUUAACUUCGACUGGGUUGACCAGCUGGCUGUGAAUCCCGUUAAUUUGGAGCUUCUGGGGCAUCUCAACCUCCACUCAUGCGUGCGCGUGGAUGCGACCGGCUGUGAGGUCGUCGAUAAGGUCGCCUUAUUGUCACUGCUAACCGCUGGCCGCCGCGCUUUGCAAUCUCAAGGGAGACUCGCAAACCCAGGUGCUACGGACAAACUCGUCGCCGAGAUGGAUUACGUUUUGUCGAGCUGUGCCAUCGAGAACCACCGUCGUGAAGUUGCACAUUCUAUCGCUUCCGGCUACGAAUCUUGGCGCCGGGUCCUGGACACAACGCUCAUGAAGUGCUUCACCCGACUUCCCCAUGAUCGCCGAGAGAAUAUGCUCUUUGACCUCCUGCACGUCUUGCCAUCCACCCUGCACACCGCUGACAUCCAGGAGCCUACUGCCAUCCUCCUUGCCGAAGCCAUCCUUUCCUGCAUCACGAAGCUUCGCGAGGACAGACGACACCAGAUCAUGCUUCAGUCUGCAGGCGGAGAUGCCGAAGCUGGCUCGCUCCCGACAGAACGUCUUUACACUCUCCUCCGUAGCAUCUUGGAGUGUAUUUUGGACAAGAACCGCUCGGAGCUGGUCCGGGGCAACCUUUAUGCUGCGUUGGUCAACUACCUGCAUCUAGUUGCAGCAGACAAGACCACCACUCUUGAGUCUGCCGUGCAGCCUUUCGGCACGCGCUCCAUGUCAAUGUCCCUCACCCUGUCUGCGUUUAGCUCCAGAGACGAGCCGUCCAACUCGCUCAGCGAAUCGGUCUCAAUGUACAACUCCCCUGGCGCCGUAUCUCAUACCCAGGAGUCGGUGUCAUCGCUCGAAUCUGGGACUCUUGCUGCCAUAAAGCCCAUUCUUGAGAGACUUGUCAUGACUAUCUCAAGAGAUGCUAUCGAUGGCACUGAAGUUUGGAAGACAGUGGCGUUCGUUGCGUUGGAUUCGCUUCUAUAUCUCGGACGAUCGGACAAGUCACGUACGGUGUUGACGGCUUUGGUACGCUAUGGCAUCCUGUCUAACUUUGCACGGGGCUUGAAGGAAGCAGAGCAACAUCUGCAGUAUGUUCUGAAACCAGACCCUGACGAUUUGAACCCUUUGUACGUCUAUGAGGCCAAGAUGUCUUUCUUCAUCCGCAUGGCUCAGAGUCGGUCUGGCGCCGAGCGACUGAUGGAGGCCCAAGUCCUGCCUGUCCUUGCUCAGUGCGACUAUCUGGACGCUAGACCAGAGGCAGACGAGUCAUUCAUGGACAGAGACAGCUUCUUACCAUCUGCUGUACACCGGUAUCACCAGUUGUUUAUGCCGGCCCUCCAGUUGGUUGCGGGUAUAAUGGCUACUCUGGGCUCGAAUCAUUCAAGUGCCAGCCACCAAGCUCUGGACUUCUUGUCAAAUCAUAGAGACACUAUCUCUAUUUUGUUGAAGAACGCUGACGAAGAAAUAUCCCUUUCGUUCAUCGAAGAAAUCCAUCUGUUGGUGUCAUUGUGCAGCAGCGUUCUUCCUCUCGUUCCCAAAUCCGACCUGCUGUCCGCCAAUUCUGGGUUCGGGAGCAUCCAUGGCGCUAUCUUGAGCCUGGCUGCCAGGUGUCUUGGAAUCGGUCAUUGGAAACAAUCAGUGAACCCUCAGACAGACGCCGAGCUCCUCAUGGCUCAGCUGUCCGCCCCAGGACCGAAUGCCGAGUCCAGAUUCGAUACGAACGUACGACGACAAGAGGCAUUGCUCCGAAAAUCACUUGUUGAGUAUCUCGGCGCAGCGAGCGACUUCACAGAGCCGGAAAUCUCCCCGGUCCUGUCUCCAUCUCUCGCCCUUCCCCGACCUGAGUCGUCUCGCUUUAUUGGCACCAUCCCCUCUGUUGGGGAUUCAAUCGAAGCCCUUACGAGUGUCUGCGAAGAUCUCGCUAUCACAUUGAAACAGAUAGGCGACUUAUCUGCUGAGCUUUCUUUCAAAGAUCACAUCCGCGUUGACAACAUCCAAGAGAUCGUUGCCGUUUCGGAUCCCAGCUUCCUUCAGGACUUGGACAUCGGACAAAAGCGCUCAUUAAUCCAUACUGAGUAUGAGCGGCUGGUAGUUGCAAAACAAGACGAGGUCAAACUCCUCCUUGGUACGACGGAGAUGUUGCUUCUGCUGCUUUGGAGACAUCUCAUCAGCUAUUGCGAGCGCAAUUCGCCUAGUACUCCGAACUUUAGGCUGUCAAUAUCAACACGUUUGGCAAGCGCCCCUGAGCCGGAAGUGUUCAAGUCGGACGCGGGGAAACGGAUUGCCGCACCUCUGCAAAAAGUGGCGUCCCUUGAUCUUACGCCUCAAACUGCCGGGCCGAACUGGGAGUCAUAUCAAGGUUUCCUAGAGAUAAUGUCCCGGCGACUGCGUGACACCGUGGGUUUGCAUGAUGACUUUGAGCCAUGA
Coniophora puteana RWD-64-598 SS2 is the source of this 6345-nucleotide messenger RNA. RefSeq lists its product as uncharacterized. The record is from RefSeq and is a predicted model, not a curated record. Gene Ontology annotation, biological process: nuclear pore organization. Gene Ontology annotation, molecular function: structural constituent of nuclear pore. Lineage: Eukaryota; Fungi; Basidiomycota; Agaricomycetes; Boletales; Coniophoraceae. Gene Ontology annotation, cellular component: nuclear pore inner ring; nuclear pore. Bases 1 to 6345 code for a protein of 2114 amino acids. The transcript has 13 exons.